Molecule: messenger RNA, 793 nt
Organism: Daucus carota subsp. sativus
Lineage: Eukaryota; Viridiplantae; Streptophyta; Magnoliopsida; Apiales; Apiaceae
Product: LIM domain-containing protein WLIM2b
Exons: 5
Coding region: 89-694 (201 amino acids)
Biological process (GO): actin filament bundle assembly
Cellular component (GO): actin cytoskeleton; plasma membrane
Molecular function (GO): actin filament binding
Source: RefSeq, a predicted model, not a curated record
AUUUUUUAAUUCUUUUAAUUAAGAUUAGUUAAGAAUAAUCUUCUGUUUACAGUUUGGAUUAGGAUUAGAUAGUAACAUAUUAGGAAGAAUGGCUUUUACUGGAUCAACACAGAAAUGCAAGGCUUGUGACAAAACUAUUUAUUUCGUCGAGCUGGUGUCUGCUGAUGGAGUUCCUUAUCAUAAGAAUUGCUUUCGAUGCAGCAACUGUAAUGGCAAGCUUUCGAUAAGCACCUAUCACUCCUUGGAAGGAACUCUGUUCUGCAAACCUCACUUUGAGCAGCACACGAAGGAGAAUGGAAUUGUACCCAAGAUAACACAAUCUGGAAAAGACAUGUGGGAUAAGGCGAAGACGCCUAGCAAACUUGCAGGCAUGUUCUCUGGUACACAGGAUAAAUGUACAGUUUGUAAGAAGACAGUGUACCCCAUGGAGAAGGUGACGGUGGAGGGAGAUUUUUACCAUAAGAAAUGCUUUAAGUGCGCCCAUGGGGGCUGCAGCCUUACGCCAUCCAAUUAUGCAGCAUUAGAUGGAAUUGUAUACUGCAAGCCCCACUUUUCGCAGUUAUUUAAAGAGAAAGGCAGCUAUAACACACUCAAUAAAAGUUCUGCGAAGAAAAGUGAGACUGAUCCACAAGAAACAACAGCAGGUGAUGAGAAGCCAGCUGAAGCAGCAGAAGCAACUGAGGAAGAAGCUUGAUACUGUCCUGUAUUCGGUGCAUUGAUUCCCAAAUUAUGUAUUUUUCGACUUCUGUCUGUAUUGUUUACAUUUUUGAUUUUGAAGAACCUUUGUAUAAGG